Molecule: messenger RNA, 1173 nt
Organism: Uranotaenia lowii
Lineage: Eukaryota; Metazoa; Arthropoda; Insecta; Diptera; Culicidae
Product: epimerase family protein SDR39U1
Exons: 3
Coding region: 162-1067 (301 amino acids)
Source: RefSeq, a predicted model, not a curated record
UAUUUGUAAACAAUCGAUAUUGCUGCUGCUGCUGCUGCUCUAGCUGUGCAGCCGGCGGAUUUAGGGGCCGACACAAGUUUAUUGGUGAUUGGCAACAGGCGCAAUUCCUGUAUAAUAUCUAAUUCAAAUAUUUAAAAUUUUUAAAAGAAUAAAUAAGAGACAUGUCGCUUAAACAUGUCGUUAUCGGCGGUGGAACCGGAUUCGUGGGCAAACGGUUGGUGAAAAUCUUGCAGGCGGAUGGGUACGAAGUGACGACCAUUUCCCGGAUGCCGGCCAUCAAACACAUGACCUGGCACGAUUUGGAAAAAGACGGGCUCCCGGAUGGAACGUCGGCGGUGGUUAACUUGGCGGGACAGAACGUGCUGGAUCCGAGCCGCCGAUGGACUUCCGGUUUCAAGCAAAACGUUUGGAACAGCCGGAUCAAUACGACGGCGGCUUGCGCCCGGGCCAUCGAAAAGGCUACGGUGAAACCGCGGGUGUUUGUCAGUAUUUCGGGGGUUAGUCAUUAUCCGGCUGGACCGAAACCCAAUACCGAGGAAGCUAAAACGGUCGAGUUCGACUUCAUGUCCAAGCUGUGUGUGGAGUGGGAAAAGGCGGCAAACCUUUCGGAAAACUCGAUCUGUCGGGGGGUGAAAGUUCGCAGCGGAGUUGUCAUCGGCCGUGAGGGAGGAAUGAUUCAGUCGCUGAUUUUGCCGUUUUGGUUCGGGCUUGGAGGGCCGAUUGGUGACGGAAGUCACGAUUUGCCCUGGAUUCACAUACACGAUCUGUGCCAGCUGAUUAAAUUUGCCAUUGAGAAUGAUAAAGUUUCGGGUAUCCUGAAUGGUGUUGCGCCACAACUUAUUACAAACAAGGAUUUUACCAAGGCCUUCGCCUCGGCGCUGAUUCGACCGGCUCUGUUUCCGCUGCCGGAGUUUGUACUUAAUCUCAUAUUCGGAAAGGAGCGAGCAGUUCUGCUGACCCAGGGUGCUAAAGUGGUUCCGGAGAAACCGGUUCAGCUAGGAUUCCAGUACCAAUAUCCGGAUAUUAAGUCCGCAUGUAAAGACGUGGCACAUCUGUUUGUUAAAUAGACAAAACAGAAAAUCCCCGGAAGCUUCUCGCAUCCAGAUUAUGUCGUACAUCUCACUUUUCUCAAUCGUCAGAAAAAUAUAGACCAAGACUAAUUUAUGAAAUAAA